UAGAGAGUGAGUGAAGUAUAAGUAUAUUAUUAUUAUUAGUAGUGCUGUUGUAUAGAAGCGGACGAGUAUUGUAUGUAUUAUUAAUACAUUAGUUUUAAACUAAGAGUCAAAAUGUUGAGAUCGUGUGGAAAGGCCUUCAAAUCUCUGACCGCAUAUUCGCUACCCGUGUCGGGUGUCGUACCGACCACUCAACAUAUUAAUCAUAAACUCAUUCCCGCCGCCACUUCAUUAAAUCACAAGCGAUGGGCCGCAACUCAGACCAAAUCGACUGUAAAACCGGGAAGAAUUGUAGCCGUUAUCGGAGCCGUUGUGGACGUCCAGUUUGAUGAGGAACUGCCGCCGAUUUUGAACGCUCUGGAAGUGGUCGGUCGUAAACCGAGACUUGUCUUAGAGGUGGCCCAACAUUUGGGUGAAAAUACUGUAAGAACUAUUGCUAUGGACGGUACAGAAGGACUGGUUCGCGGAAAUGAAGUUCAGGACACAAACUCACCAAUUAGUAUACCUGUCGGACCCGAAACGUUAGGCCGUAUUAUGAAUGUCAUCGGAGAGCCAAUUGAUGAAAGAGGUCCCAUUGAGACCACUAAAUAUGCUGCCAUUCACGCCGAAGCUCCUGCAUUUGUGGACAUGAGUGUCGAGGCCGAGAUUCUGGUCACAGGAAUCAAAGUUGUCGACCUAUUGGCUCCAUAUUCAAAGGGAGGUAAAAUUGGUCUCUUUGGUGGUGCCGGUGUCGGCAAAACUGUAUUGAUUAUGGAGCUGAUUAACAACGUUGCCCGCGCUCACGGCGGCUAUUCUGUGUUUGCCGGUGUCGGUGAACGAACACGUGAGGGCAAUGACUUGUAUCACGAGAUGAUCACUGGUGGUGUCAUUAGUCUUAAGGACAAGUCAUCAAAGGUAGCCCUAGUCUACGGUCAAAUGAAUGAGCCUCCCGGUGCCCGCGCUCGYGUCGCUCUAACUGGUCUCACUGUUGCCGAAUAUUUCCGUGACCAGGAAGGACAAGAUGUGUUGCUUUUCAUUGACAACAUCUUCAGGUUUACUCAGGCAGGUUCUGAAGUGUCUGCCCUUUUGGGUCGUAUUCCUUCAGCCGUCGGUUAUCAGCCAACACUGGCCACAGAUAUGGGUUCUAUGCAGGAAAGAAUUACGACUACCAAAAAAGGUUCGAUUACAUCCGUACAGGCUAUCUAUGUGCCGGCCGAUGACUUGACAGAUCCGGCUCCCGCCACCACUUUCGCCCAUUUGGACGCCACCACUGUAUUGUCUCGAGGUAUCGCUGAGUUGGGUAUUUAUCCAGCUGUCGAUCCUCUUGACUCAACGUCUCGUAUUAUGGACCCUAACAUUGUUGGCAAUGAACACUAUAAUGUUGCCCGAGGUGUUCAAAAGAUUCUUCAGGAUUACAAAUCACUUCAAGAUAUUAUUGCCAUCUUAGGUAUGGACGAGUUGUCCGAAGACGACAAACUGACGGUWUCGAGGGCUCGUAAGAUCCAGAAAUUCCUAUCACAGCCUUUCCAAGUGGCCGAAGUGUUCACAGGUCACGCAGGAAAGUUCGUACCGUUAGACCAAACUAUUAAGGGAUUCAAAGCCAUUCUUAAUGGAGAAUACGAUCACUUGCCUGAAGUAGCAUUUUAUAUGGUCGGACCCAUCGAAGAAGUGGUAGAAAAAGCUGAAAAAUUAGCUAAAGAACUAUAAAAAUUAAAACACAUUUUAUUAAUUUUUAAUUUUAUUUUCCAAUCAAUGCUUUGUUUGGUUCAAAAACAUAAUUAUUAAAAUUAAAAUUUAGGUUUUGUUUUAUUAAAUCGUAUAUUAAUUGU
This is a messenger RNA of Oppia nitens, 1805 nucleotides long. RefSeq names its product ATP synthase subunit beta, mitochondrial (gene ATPsynbeta). The coding region runs from base 112 to 1683 and encodes 523 amino acids. The transcript has 5 exons. The record is from RefSeq and is a predicted model, not a curated record. Gene Ontology annotation, molecular function: ATP binding; proton-transporting ATP synthase activity, rotational mechanism; ATP hydrolysis activity. Gene Ontology annotation, biological process: proton motive force-driven mitochondrial ATP synthesis; proton transmembrane transport. Lineage: Eukaryota; Metazoa; Arthropoda; Arachnida; Sarcoptiformes; Oppiidae.